Molecule: messenger RNA, 1308 nt
Organism: Salvia splendens (bonfire salvia)
Lineage: Eukaryota; Viridiplantae; Streptophyta; Magnoliopsida; Lamiales; Lamiaceae
Exons: 3
Coding region: 1-1308 (435 amino acids)
Molecular function (GO): nucleic acid binding
Source: RefSeq, a predicted model, not a curated record
AUGGAGAUGGAGCAAGAUAUGGAGCAAGAGAUGGAGCAGGAGCAGAUUCAAAAGGCAGAACCAAAGCAAGGGCCGAGAACCACCCUGAGUUUGAGCAGCCAAAAGAAGAACCAUAUUGUGCAGUUCCUUCAACAGCAAUGCCAAGCUGGAGCACUGCCACAUGGUUCAUUUCAAGAGGUAGCCAAGAGAUUCAAAGUGCACAGAAGGACAGUGAGCCGCUUAUGGGGGAUAGCCAAGCAGCACAUUGAAGAUGGGAAACAUGUUGUCAUGAUGGGCAGAGCAUCAGGAUAUACUAAGAAAACAUGUAAACUAAAUUUUGAUGAAGAUAAGUUCAGACAAUUGUCUUUUCUUGAGAGAUCUUGCUAUAGAAAACUUGCUUGUAAGAUGGAAGUUAGCAAGACCACACCAGCUAUAGAUGAAGGGAAGCUUCUUUAUCAUGCAAUGCACAACACAGUUCAUAUUGAUGAGAAAUGGUUUUACAUGACAAAUGCUUCAGACAGAUACUACCUGUUGCCGGAUGAGGAUGAGCCUUACAGGUCUUGCGAAUCAAAAAGAUUCAUCACAAAAGUGAUGUUCAUGUGUGCUGUAAGUAGGUCACAGUUUGGCACAGAUGGGCAGACCAUCUUUGAUGGUAAAAUAGGCAUAUUCCCAUUCACAGAACAAGUUCCAGCCAAAAGGAAGUCAAAGAACAGGCCAAGAGGGACAUUGGAUACAAAGCCUAUCCCAUCAGUUAAUAAGGAAGCAAUGAGAGAAUGUCUCUUGAAUCAGAUUAUUCCAGCAAUCAAGGCUAAGUGGCCAGCCAAUGCAAGCAAGGAGAUAUAUAUCCAACAAGACAAUGCCAAACCUCACCUAAACUCCUCUGACUCACAAUUUGAGGCUCUUGCAAGUUCAAAUGGAUUUAAAUUCCAUCUAAUUAGCCAACCAGCUAACUCCCCAGACGCCAAUGUAUUGGACCUUGGCUUUUUUAGGGCCAUACAAUCACUACAAGAUGAUAAACUAGCCACCAAUAUAGAUGAAUUAUUGGGUAAUGUUUGGAGUUCUUUUGAGGAACUCACACCACAAACUCUGAACAAUGUUUUCUUAACAUUGCAAAGCUGUCUCAGCAAGAUCCUAGAAGUGCAUGGGGGCAACAACUACAAAAUACCCCACUUGAACAAAGAAAGGCUGAGAAGGACAGUGAGGCUUCCUACAUCACUUGAAGUUGAAGAGAAUCUGGUAAGGGAAAGCUUGGAGUAUCUACUACUCCAUCAGAAUGAUGUGGGUGCCUCAUAUGACAUAGGGCAUCUAAUCAAUGUUUUAGAUUUCUAG